Brassica napus (rape) is the source of this 3452-nucleotide messenger RNA. RefSeq lists its product as uncharacterized. Bases 1603 to 3306 code for a protein of 567 amino acids. The transcript is spliced from 2 exons. Lineage: Eukaryota; Viridiplantae; Streptophyta; Magnoliopsida; Brassicales; Brassicaceae. The record is from RefSeq and is a predicted model, not a curated record.
CCAUAUUAUUUUAUUUUAAAAAUAUUAUAUUAAUAUUUAGAAGUUAAAUAAUUAUAAAAAAUCAGUAAGACCAUAUACAAUGAGACUAGCUGCUGAAUAAAAAUUUCAACAGUUGAACUUUUAUAAUGAGCUUGUUUAAAAUCCAAAAAAAAUCUGAUGUUAGAUUAGUUCUUGUUGAAUUUAUUGAACAUGUUGAAAGUGUAUAAUGAGGGAUCCACCGUGUUGAUUUUCUCUACUUUAAACCACACACAUAAAAAAAAUAUGAUAGAAAGUGACAAUUUUUCUUUUUAUUUAAAAAAAAAAGAGAAAAAAAUUGUAUCCGCACAUGCCAAACAAUAUCACCGGUUGAUGGAGUUUUAUAAUUUUUUGUUAUACCCUAAUUACUUUAGAUCAAUUAUCUUGUAUCAAAUAAGAUUUCUUAUAAAAAAAUUAUAUCAAAAUUUAUAAAUUUUUGUGGUCUACAAAAAAAAAAGAUUUUGUUCAUUUGAUUUGGAUAUAGGAAAAAUCAGUUAUUUCCUACAAUAUUUUCAAUAUUUUUGAAGAAAAGAUUAUUUCAAGUUGAUCAAAAAUAUUUUGUGUUAAAAAGAUAUUUAAAAUUUAUUUAGUUUUUAGUUUAUUAUGGUUUUUAGUUUAUUAUGGUUUUUAGAUAUGUUUUCAUUUUUUUGCUAUAAAAUACAAUUAUAAAAGAAGAAAAAUAUGAGACAAAAAUGGUGAGUAGAGUGUUAAAUUUUGUUAAAUGAAAUUAUUUAAGGUGUAAAAAUUAAAUGAAUAUUGAAUUAAUAGGUGGAAGAUGAUAUGGAGUGUUAAAAGUGUUGAUUAAGGUGUUAAAUAAUUUCAACCCAUUGUAAGGAUUGUUUGCAAAAAAAAAAAUUACUUUACAAACUUUAGUGGCUGUAGACUUACAAAACAAUUUCCUUUGCAAACUUUAUAGUUUAAUUAAUAGGUAAUAACAUGCGUCUUGCAGGAGAUGUGAUUAUUACCGUUGUUAUUUUUUAGUAAAGAGAUAAUUAAAUUUGUUUAAUCUGAAUAUCGGUUCGGUUUUAAGUUAUACAUAUUAUUAUACAGGACAAUUUUUAUAUGUUAUUGGCAAAAAAACAAGAGGCUAUGACUAUGAUAGUGUUUUUUUUUUAUAACGAAGUUACUUGUUCAUUGGGUUUUGGUAUAACUUUUUAAAAAUAUAAAAAAUAGAAGAAAAACUAUCUACCUGAUAAUCAAUCUUAAAUCCGAAGAAGCUAAUUCUCUUGUAAAGGUAAUUUAACUUUCAAUAAAACAAGAAUCAUUUUGAGAGAAACGGCGACAAAAAUGGCGAUUGCCAAUAGAAGAUGAAUCUGUGUCAGUUUCAAUUUUUUCUUUUGAUUUUGGAAGAUCGGAGGAAGGGUUAUCAUCAGGAGAGGGGGAUCGGUUUGAUUCUCAAUGCGACGGUAUAUGGCGAUUUGAAUCUGGGGGAAUCUUGGGGUUUUCAAAUAAUCUGGAGAUAUGGGGAUCGUAAGGAAAUUCCAAUUUGGAAUUUGAAUGAUUUUAGGCUGGCUAGCGAAAAACUUCUAUCUUAUUGGGAUCUGCUGGCAGGAAAAAAGGAAUUCGGGGAUCUCGUCGUUAUGAAUCAUGUCUCAAGGACAAUGGCUUGUGAAGUCUGGGGGCCAGAAGAAGCAGGCGCCAAGUGGGGGUUUGAAGAUUUCGAUCCCGAAGUUUGACAACUCCACGCUUAUUACGGGGUAUUCAAAGACUCUGAUUGGCCGGUGCAUGAAUCCGCCGAAGCAGGAGAUGAAUGGAUUGCUGUAUCAUCUCCCACAAAUCUGGAAUGUUGAAGAGAGGGUGGUGGGCGCAGACUUGGGUCUUGGAAGAUUCCAGUUUGAUUUUCAGGAAGAGGAGGAUAUCAUUGAAGUGCUUAAGAAGGGGCCUUUUCAUUUUGAUAACUGGAUGUUGUCUGUGGUGAGAUGGGAACCUGUGGUGGAGGAUAAUUAUCCUUCGAAGAUUACUUUUUGGGUGAGGGCUAUUGGAGUUCCUUUACACUUUUGGGCGGAACCGACUUUCAAGAGUAUUGGUGAUGCGUUGGGGGAGGUUCGUGGAGAUGAUGCGAUUGAUAUUAAUGAUGGGAAGAUUCGGGUGAUUUUGGAUGCGUUUAAGCCGCUGGUAUUUUCUAUCACUGUGGAGUUUCAUAGUGGGGAGGAGACAGUGAUUGCGUUGCGCUACGAUCGUCUUCAUGGCUUCUGCAGGACGUGCUCGAGCUUGAGACACGACCAAUCAAGGUGUCCUACCACGAAAGGCGCAACGGAGGAUGGUGAUGUUGGUCCAUCUGACAAGCCGGAUCAAGGAGGGAAAGCGUUAAGCUAUAAGGGGGCAGUGGAGUCUCAACAUACGGAGAACACUUCUGGUGGAGAGAGUAGGAGGCAAAACCAGCAGGGGGCGGGAAAGCAGGAUGUGAAAGGGAAAGGCAUUGCUUAUGAGGGAGGAAGACAAGGGGGGGUAGCCAAAUCGGGGCCAGGGAGAAGGUAUAGAGAAAAUGGGAGACCAACGGCGAGGUAUGUUAGACAGGCUGGAUAUCUUCCACCUCACGAGCUGAAUGAUAGCUAUGUUAUGGCAACGAGUGGUAUCAAUGGGUUGAGGAAUCAGGAGGUGGGAGGCCAUCUGGAUACUCAACAAAAAUUAAUGCUUGAGGCAUUCAAGAGUGGGGCAAAGGGGGAGGUUUCAGAGUCUAAGGCCCGUAAAGCUUUACUGUUUGAGAGCGAAGGUCAUGAGGAGGGACUUGCUGUAACAUCAGGUGGGGAUCCUGUAGAAACGGUUCAGAGGAGGGAAGAAGUUAUGGAGAAGUCGGGAUUCUCUAAGGAGGUGGCUACGGCAGAGACGGAAGGUAUGGAGGGAAAUAAUUUUGUGGAGUGUUCAAAUGCGGAGCAGGAAGGAAUGCAGGUGCUGGAGAUGGGAAACAAGGAAGAGGUGGUGUCGUCGGAGAUGGUAGCAGGCCUGGAUGAGGAAGAUGGGCAUUUGGAGUAUGAGAUGAUGGAGGAUGGUGUGGACGAUGUGAGUUCUGAGCGAGAGGCGUCUGGUGAUUUAAACUCCAUGGAUGUUGUGGAAGCUUCUCCGGUUGCUGAAAGUGAAGACUUAGUAGGAGAGAAAGAGCAUCAGGUCCCAAAGAAGAAGAAUGGGAAGAUCACUGCUGCUGCCAUGGGAGGAAACGCGAAGAAAAGAUUGGUUCAGAGUCUCGUGUCUCCACGGAAGAAGGCAAUGGCAAAACAAGGCAGUAAGGCGGGAGACAAGGGUCAAGUCCCCACCAGGAAGGCUUUGAUUAAGCCGAAACCAGACCAGGAUUAAUUUCCUUGUUUUUUUUUCAAUUAAGUUAUGAAUAAGUGUAGGGCUUUUGAUAUGAAGUUUCUGGUUUAUUAUAUUUUGUUCUCUUGGUUUAAGUUGUCUCUGAUAAAGUCAGGGAGUUGGAAUAAAGGAGUUGGUUCCCGUUUUAA